CGAAAUUAUUAUUAUUUCUAAAAACAAACGAGAUCCAAACCAGAUAUGCAUGCAAUUAGCCCUAAAUGCUGCAGUUUCCGCUGCCUUCACAGUAAUAAUAGUUUAAAAAAAUGUUCAUCUUGAAUGUUCAUCUUCUUCAACUCAGAGUAGCGGUGCGACACAGCAGAUAACGGCAACGGGCGAUUCACUAACGUUUGUAGAGGUUGGCUCCAGAAUUUCUGGAAUGGCUGCUGUAGUUAUCUCGUCUGACGAUUCAAGUGAAGAUUCAGAGUUAAGAGCAAUCGAUGAAUAUAGAGAUGAAUCACCUACAAGGGAUUCCGCGUCAUCAGCUGCCAGGGUUCUUCCGAACUGGGCCACAAAACGUAGCAGCUUCUCUGACAUAGAUCCUUCUCCCAAAAGGAGAUCUUUUGCUAAUGGAAGCUCCUCUAAUUUUAACCGAGAAAGUGGCAGCUCUUCAAUGCCUCCCUAUAGUUUUGAUAGAUCUGGGGCGUCUAGUUCACGGGCUUUUGCUGAUGAUAGCCUCAAGUAUAAUGAUCAUGUCAAGCAUUCUCCACAACAGUCGUUGAAGAGGGUACUUCCCACACCAUUACGCCCUUCUGGCUCUUUUUCCAGAGCAAUCACUGUAGUCGAAGAUGUUGGUGAUACUCAUAUUCGCCAACCCCAAAAACCAUCUUAUCAAUCUGAGAGGACAAGUUCAACAGAUGCAUUGACUAUCUAUACAAAUGGCCAUUCCAGCAGGGGCACCAGCAAUGAGUUUUUUGGCAUUGAUAACCAUGGCAACAGAAUACUACCUUCAUCUUUGAUGCAUGGGAGAUCUGGUGUGGGUGCUUCAUAUACAGGAACUAGCAAUCCUCUUCAUCCUCCUGGGGUUGGUGAUGACAGAGCGGCAGGAAAUGAUGAAAGAAUAAUUUAUCAAGCUGCUUUACAGGACUUAAACCAGCCCACGAUGGAAGCCACAUUACCUGAAGGUCUUCUAUCAGUUUCUCUACUAAGGCACCAGAGGAUAGCAUUAGCUUGGAUGCGCCAAAAGGAGACUAAUAGUACACAUUGUCGGGGUGGAAUUCUUGCUGACGACCAGGGCCUUGGUAAGACUGUGUCGAUGAUUGCAAUUAUACUGCAUCAUAGGUAUUUGCAGGAUCGUAGUAAAGAUAAAAAUAAAGAUGUGGGUGUUAUGAAAACUCAAGCCCUGGACUUGGAGGAAAAUGAAGAAAACACCACUACCCAGGAGCAAAAGCAGAGUUCUGAACCUGAUGACUUUCAGGUGAUUACAGAUUCAAGUACUAUGAACAGAUUUCAUAGAAAGAGGCCUGCUGCAGGAACUUUGGUUGUAUGUCCAGCUAGUGUUCUUCGACAGUGGGCUCGAGAGCUUGAUGAGAAAGUCACCAAGGAAGCCAGUCUCCGUAUACUGAUCUAUCAUGGAGGCAAUAGGACUAGGAACCCUGUUGAAUUGGCAAAAUAUGAUGUUGUUCUAACGACAUAUGCUAUUGUUACGAAUGAAGUUCCAAAACAACCGGUAGUGGAAGAGGACGGCGAUGAACAUAAGUAUGGUGAAACAUAUGGUCUUUCUUCUGGAUUUUCUAAUAUCAAGAAACAGAACAGCGCAUAUACGAAAAAGAAAGGGAAACGAAGUGCGGAAGGAAUAGAUACAGAUCAUUUUGAUCCUAGUUGUGGUGCCCUUGCUAGAGUGAGUUGGUUUAGGGUUAUUUUGGAUGAGGCUCAAACUAUAAAAAACCAUAGAACGCAAGUAGCUAGAGCCUGUUGUAGUCUUAAAGCGACAACAAGGUGGUGCUUAUCUGGAACACCCAUUCAAAAUUCCAUUGAUGAGCUGUUCAGCUACUUCAGAUUUCUAAAAUAUGAUCCCUAUGCUGACUACAAAGCAUUUUGUUCUAGCGUCAAGUACCGGAUAGCUAUAAACUCGGUACAUGGUUACAAGAAGCUUCAAGUAAUCUUGAGGGCCAUUAUGUUGCGCAGAACAAAAGGUACACUGAUUGAUGGUCAACCGAUUAUUGACUUACCACCAAAAACUAUACAUCUGAAGAAGGUGACGUUCUCUGCAGAGGAGCGUGAUUUUUAUAAUCAGCUUGAAGCUGCUUCACGCUCACAAUUCAAGGCAUAUGCGGCAGCUGGAACUGUGCGACAAAAUUAUGCAAAUAUAUUAUUGAUGCUUCUACGUCUACGGCAGGCUUGUGAUCACCCGCUACUUGUCAAAGGACAAAGUACUGACUCUAUUAGAAGAACGUCAACUGAGGAAGUGAAAAAGAUUCCCAAGGAAGUUCUCAAGAACUUGUUGAAACUUUUGGAGACUAAAGCCAUCUGUCAAGGUUGCCGUGAUCCGCCCGAAUAUGCAGUUGUCACAUUGUGCAAACAUGUAUUCUGCUAUCAAUGUGUAUCAGAGUAUCUGACUGGGGAUGACAACACAUGUCCUGCUCCUGGAUGCAAAAAACAACUCAACACUGAUGCUGUAUUUUCAGAGGCUGUCCUUAAAAGAUGCACUUCAGAUAAAAUGGAUAAAGAUCCUAUGAAUUUGUCAGUACUGGAUGAUAAAUCAUUUUCACUGGGGAAGAACUUUUGUUCUUCUAAAAUCAAAGCCUGUCUUGAAAUUCUGAAGUCAUUUUGUAACUCAGAAGAGUCCAGCCAAGAUUUGGAUAUCUUGGUCCAAUCCGACGAGGAAACAUCAUUUUUUGAAAACAAAGACACGGCCGAAAAGACUAGAGGUCCAAUAAAAGCUAUUGUUUUUUCCCAAUGGACAGGCAUGUUGGACUUAGUUGAAACUUCACUAAAGAAGUCUAGAAUAAGGUAUGAAAGGCUUGAUGGCACUAUGAGUCUUGCUGCUAGAGACAGGGGAGUUAAAGAAUUUAACAGCAAUCCCAAGGUGACUGUCAUGCUAAUGUCAUUGAAAGCUGGAAACCUUGGUUUAAAUAUGGUCGCCGCUUCUCAUGUCAUUCUUUUGGAUCUCUGGUGGAACCCAACUACAGAAGAUCAAGCCAUUGAUCGUGCCCACAGAAUAGGACAGACUCGUCCUGUAACAGUAUCGAGAUUAACAAUUCAAGACACCGUUGAAGAUAGGAUUUUGACUCUCCAGGAAGACAAGAGAGCCAUGGUCGCGAAUGCUUUUGGUGAAGAUCAAGCUGGAGGCACCGGAACUCGCCUGACUGUUGACGAUCUCCGAAAUCUUUUCGGAUUACAAGGAAGAAAUUGACCGGUGCAUUAGGAGUAGAUAUCUAAUGGGUAAUGCUCCGAGCUAUGGAUUGAUGGGCAUUGUUGCGUCUCUGUGGUGGAUAGGGACAGGGACUACCCUAAUUUUGGACUUUUGGCCCUCCAGUUUGCAGAAAAGUCACCAGUCUGUUUUGGCUUGUAAAUAUUGUGUCAUUUGAGUUAUGUAAGAAUUAUAUUAUUUGGAGCAUUAGGCAUCGUCUAUAAUAAAAGUUGAGUUGUCAUGUAGGAGGUUUAUACAUUAGAUAUGUUACCUUGUGCAGAAGCUUAGGUCUUGAACAUGGUAAUCGCAGUUUAACUUUUUAUCCGUUGGAAAACUGAUCCUCCUGUGACUUGAAAAAGAAAGAGGAAGGGUGACAGAUGUAGGGGAUAGGGGUUAUUAACCUCCAUAUUUAGUUUGAUCGAAGGUUAUAUUUAGUUUGUACUGUUUACCAUUUCCGCGACUUGGGGUAUUGCUAAAAGUAUUCAUAACUGUUUCAAGCAAUAUAUAUGAUUGGUUGCUU
Cuscuta europaea is the source of this 3716-nucleotide messenger RNA. The record is from the annotation of a GenBank genome assembly. Lineage: Eukaryota; Viridiplantae; Streptophyta; Magnoliopsida; Solanales; Convolvulaceae.